AUGGUGAUGGAUGAAAUGGGUGGAUCAACAGUUGGGUUGAUCCAAGAAGCAAUGCCAAGGUCAACGGAAACGGAAACACCCGCCUCGUAUAUCCCGACCUCGGUGUUGGCGAAUUAUCCAUCAAUGUCUGCCCUCCUCGCCUUUGUUCUUGCCCAAUCGUUUAAACUCAUCACCUCCUGGUAUAAGGACAGAUGUUGGGAUCUGAAGCAACUCGUUGCAUCUGGUGGUAUGCCAUCGUCCCAUUCAGCAACAGUAAUAGCUCUUGCAGUAGCUGUUGGCUUGCAAGAGGGCUUUGGAGAUCCGCUAUUUGCAACUGCAUUGAUCUUAGCAUGUGUGGUGAUGUAUGAUGCAACUGGUGUAAGACUACAGGCUGGACGUCAAGCAGAGGUUUUAAAUCAAAUUGUACGUGAACUUCCAUCUGAGCAUCCUCUUGCUGAAAGCAGACCACUCCGCGAACUUCUUGGUCACACUUCGCCCCAGGUGGUUGCUGGUGCGCUACUGGGAGUUAGUUUAGCUACAAUUAUGUAUUUGGUCACUAGAUCAUGGAGUCCUCCUUAA
Molecule: messenger RNA, 558 nt
Organism: Fraxinus pennsylvanica
Lineage: Eukaryota; Viridiplantae; Streptophyta; Magnoliopsida; Lamiales; Oleaceae
Source: the annotation of a GenBank genome assembly